AUGCUGUUCUUGUUGUUCAUCGUUCUAAUUCUCUGUGGCUUUCUGUGGAAUUACAAAAGACAAUUAAAGAUUGCAGACGUCACUGAUAAGUACAUUUUUAUCACUGGAUGUGACACGGGCUUUGGAAAUCUAGCAGCCAGAACUUUUGACAAAAAAGGAUUUCGUGUAAUUGCUUCUUGUCUCACUGAAUCCGGAUCAACAGCUUUAAAAGCACAAACCUCAGAUAGACUUCAGACUGUGCUUCUGGAUGUAACUGACCCAGACAAUGUCAAGAGGACUGCCCAAUGGGUGAAGAAUCAAGUCGGGGAGACAGGUCUCUGGGGUCUGAUCAACAACGCGGGUGUUCUUGGAGUGCUGGCUCCCACCGACUGGCUGACGGUGGACGACUAUAGAGAACCCAUCGAAGUAAACCUAUUUGGACUCAUCAGUGUCACGUUGAAUCUGCUUCCGUUGGUCAAAAAAGCUCGAGGGAGAGUCAUCAAUGUCUCCAGUAUUGGGGGAAGGCUGGCAAUCAGUGGAGGAGGCUACAUUACAUCCAAAUAUGCCGUGGAAGGAUUCAAUGACAGUUUAAGACGGGACAUGAAGGCCUUUGGAGUACAUGUUUCCUGCAUUGAACCAGGACUUUUCCAAACAGGAAUGGCAGAUCCAAUCAAGGCAAAUGAAAAAAAAUGUGCCAUUUGGAAGCAACUCUCUCCAGACAUCAAACAGCAAUAUGGAGAAGGAUACAUUGAGAAAAGUCUGGAGAAACUGAAAAGCUGUGCAUCCUUUGUGAAUGUGGACCUCUCCCUGGUGGUUGAGUGCAUGGACCACGCUUUAACAAGUCUCUUCCCUAAGACACGUUAUGUUGCUGGGAAAGAUGCUAAGACUUUCUGGAUCCCUCUGUCUCACAUGCCAGCCGUUUUGCAAGACUUUUUAUUAUUGAGCCGGAAAGUAAAGCCGGCUAAUCCCAAAACAGUGUGA
This is a messenger RNA of Elephantulus edwardii (Cape elephant shrew), 960 nucleotides long. RefSeq names its product dehydrogenase/reductase (SDR family) member 9 (gene DHRS9). NCBI's taxonomy places the organism in Eukaryota, Metazoa, Chordata, Mammalia, Macroscelidea, Macroscelididae. The coding region runs from base 1 to 960 and encodes 319 amino acids. The record is from RefSeq and is a predicted model, not a curated record. The transcript is spliced from 4 exons.